Molecule: messenger RNA, 1175 nt
Organism: Pseudophryne corroboree (corroboree frog)
Lineage: Eukaryota; Metazoa; Chordata; Amphibia; Anura; Myobatrachidae
Gene: MAD2L1
Product: mitotic arrest deficient 2 like 1
Exons: 5
Coding region: 140-751 (203 amino acids)
Biological process (GO): mitotic spindle assembly checkpoint signaling
Cellular component (GO): kinetochore; nucleoplasm; cytoplasm
Source: RefSeq, a predicted model, not a curated record
GCAGCCAAUCAGAAGGCCCCCCGGCGGCUUGUUACAGGUCACGUGGCGGUGUUUGAAGCGGAAGGCGCGAGUGGCGUUCAUUUUCUCUAGUGGUGCAGGUGGGAUCCGGCACAGCCGCAGCAGGGGGUAUACCGGAGAGAUGGCGGCCCAGCUGACUCGGGAAGGCAUCACACUGAAGGGCAGCGCGGAGAUCGUAUCCGAGUUUUUCUAUUUUGGCAUCAAUAGUAUUUUAUAUCAACGUGGGAUUUAUCCAUCAGAGACUUUCACCCGUGCCCAAAAAUAUGGGCUUACCCUACUAGUUUCUACAGAUCCAGAUCUAAAAAACUACUUGAGUACGGUGGCGGAUCAGUUAAAAGAUUGGCUGUACAAUUGCCAGGUACAGAAACUGGUUGUGGUGAUCUCCAGUAUUGACAGCAAUGAAAUACUUGAACGUUGGCAAUUUGAUAUAGAGUGUGACAAAACGGUCAAAGAUGACAGCAUUGUCCGAGACAAGUCCCCAAAGGUUAUUCAAGAAGAAAUCCGAUCAGUCAUCCGACAAAUCACAGCCACCGUAACCUUUCUACCAUUACUGGAAACAGCCUGUGCGUUUGAUUUGCUGAUCUACACAGAUAAAGACUUGGAAGUACCAGAAAAAUGGGAGGAAUCUGGACCUCAGUUUGUUUCUAACUCUGAAGAAGUCCGUCUACGUUCAUUCACUACUACAAUCCACAAAGUAAACAGCAUGGUGGCAUACAAGAAGAUAGACUGUUAAUAGUGACUGAUAUUUUAUUGGUGCACAGAUGAGUUUUCUUUUUCCCCUCCUGCACUGCAAAUGUCAUUCGCAGUUUUUUCUGAUGCAGCUUUUAAUAUGCUAUCCCUCGGCUGGGAUUUGUAGAUUUGUUGGGGGUCUUUGUGGGCCUUUUAUGGUUGUAUAGUAUGAACUAGUGUUUUAUGCGAUUUCAAGUGUGAAGAUGCUCAAUUAAUGUUCUGAUUCAGACUGAUUUUGUCUUAUUCAGUUUGUAUUUACUGCUGCUUACCGUAUAGGAAUUAACAUGUUCCCAUUUAUUGUAUACAUUAUUUUAUUUAUAUGUACUGUGGUGGCUGUAAACUUUAAUUCGGCACCCCAGUUUCACUUAUUCUGCAAAUGUUUAUCUGAUUCUAAACAUUUUUUUUUAUUAAAUAAAGUGUAAACAUGA